This is a messenger RNA of Vitrella brassicaformis, 1440 nucleotides long. NCBI's taxonomy places the organism in Eukaryota, Vitrellaceae. The record is from the annotation of a GenBank genome assembly.
CUCUCCCUCCAAGUCCCGCUGAGCCUCCCGCGUGAACAACAAUGAGCGGCAAGAGCGGGGCCCCUCCCCAUCUACCAGCGCCUGUCGUGAUGGUACGCCUCCCUUUCUGGCAAUUCCAAAGCGUUGGAUGGACGCAUGUGAAUGAACGUUCGUUGGCAGGGCAUCGGGCCGGCACUGGCACCGGCCGUCAUAGGGCACCCGGUGAGGAUGGCGCCCUACUCACCACGAGAUGGGUCGCCACCGUACGAAGGCACGCCCAGUCGCUGGCACUUUCAAUGGAGUGACGGCGUGUUCGGUAACCGUGCAGCAGCGUCGAGUCAUACGCACGGGAUGGCAUACAUGUGAUGUGUGUGUCUCUCUUGCCCUCUUCAGACUGCUUCACGGACUUCUUCUCGUGCAUCUUGGGCUGCAUCUUCUAUCCCUCGCUGGCGGGCUUCAAGGCAUGGGCCUUGGACAAGAUCGACAUUCUGCCGUUGAAAAAGGGUCUGCUCAUCUUCCUCGGCCUGGCAAUCACCGCACUCACCUGUAGGGACAGAUUCCGCCACGCUCGGCAUGUCUGUUCUCAUCUAUCUCGUUUGUCUCUUGUGUGGGCAUGGGUGCAGUUGAGCUGACGAUUCACAUAUUAGCCCUGGGCCACAACUGGCAUCGACACGUCACGGACGUCUGGAUCCUUCAAUUCUUCUUUGCGGGCGUGUGGGUGCUGGUGAGCUCACCAUUCUGGCGCGUAACAGUGAUCCAUCCAUCCAUCUCUGUGCGCCAGUUUUUCUUUCUCAACCUGAAAUACCGCUCGAGAAUCCGACAGUACAGUCAGGGAGAAACACGGCAGACGCCACGAGGGCUAUACACAUUGCCGUGCAUUCCUUCGUUGUGUGUGUGAAGGCAUUACAUGAUUGAGCCCACUGACGCGUGCGACGACGGCUGUCUUGUCUUCUUCUGCCUGGGAUGCGCUGUCUGCCAAGUGGGGACCUGAGAGACACACAUAUAUUGCACCACGCACACUCAUUGUUCUUAUCGCACUUUUGCAUUCGUGUCUCUUGUUGCUUUGCCCGUCAAUUUUGACAGGAGUACAGGCACGUGGCGAGGGCCACUGGGGUGCUGAAGGACAUGCCCUUCCCCCAGCAGCCGACACCCCACUUCACCGCGGCAGCACACACCACUGCCCCUCCAGCCGUCGUCACCUACGAAGUGGAAGGGGCACAGCCGACCAAAGGCACACAGCCGUGGGUGUCGACUGGCGGCGCAGCUGCAGCGGCAGCAUCUCCAGCAGGGGGAGGUGGGUUUUCGAGCCCCUUUGAUCCCGGUAUGGCAAUAACCGUGACGGCACCACAGACGACGGGAGAGAAGGAGGGGGGCAAGUAUGCUGCUCCCCCCUCAUACACGUGAGAGCUCGAGAGUGCCUGUGGCUGUUAGUGUCGGCGAGAGAGAGCAGUUGAAUUGUGU